Salvelinus fontinalis (brook trout) is the source of this 4482-nucleotide messenger RNA. Its product is annotated as globoside alpha-1,3-N-acetylgalactosaminyltransferase 1-like. Gene Ontology annotation, molecular function: hexosyltransferase activity. Gene Ontology annotation, cellular component: membrane; Golgi apparatus; vesicle. Gene Ontology annotation, biological process: carbohydrate metabolic process. The coding region runs from base 291 to 1346 and encodes 351 amino acids. NCBI's taxonomy places the organism in Eukaryota, Metazoa, Chordata, Actinopteri, Salmoniformes, Salmonidae. The record is from RefSeq and is a predicted model, not a curated record. The transcript has 7 exons.
UGGAGGGGUGAGCGGAACAUGGUGAUUUGGGACUCAACCAAAGAGAAAGACAAUAGGAAGGAGCCCAGCGAGGAAGCUCCUCCCUUAUAAUAGGCUACACGAAAUACACACAUACACACAUAUCUUGCGUGUCACACCAGUUUAAAUUGAUAUCAAACAUCUUUAACUUGAUCCUAAACCCUGACAAGGAUUGAUUUACUGGUGAUAGAUUUAUCCACUUUUUCACAUCAUACUUUUGACCAGUAUUAAUAGGACCAACUAAAUCUUUUCGUUACGCUAUUGCAGGAACAAUGCGUUUUAGUUCAAAUGUUAAGCCGUAUGUUCUGCCUCUCAUUGUUGGAAUCUUCUUGCUUCUUGGGUAUGUCUACUUCAGCUUCUUCUCUGAAAAGCUCAACCGAGAUAUCCCAGUUGAUGAGGACCAGAAGAGCAGCAGCCUGAGUAAGCCCAUGGUCAGGAGCAGAGUACGGAACAUGGUCUCUCCUGAAAAGCUUUUGUACAAGCAGCCCAGUGUCUUGGUGGGACGUACUGAUGUGGUGACAGUGACCCCAUGGUUGGCAUCCAUCAUCUGGGAAGGCACCUUUGACCCUGUGCUCAUUGACAACAUCUACAAGCCCAUGAACCUCACCAUAGCAACCACAGUGUUUGCAGUUGGAAAAUAUGUCAGCUUUCUCCGAGGUUUUCUGGAGACAGCGGAGAUGCACUUCAUGGUCGGCUUCAACGUGCGCUACUAUGUUUUCACUGAUCGUCCCUACGAUGUUCCUUCAGUGAACCUGACUCAGGGGAGACAUUUAAGUGUGAUCCAGGUCCCGGGUUCGAACCGCUGGCAGGAGAUAUCAGCCCGGAGGAUGGAGAUCAUCCAGACCACCAUCGAAAGUCGGAUCAGCAGGGAGGCCGACUACAUCUUCUGUCUCGACGUGGACAGCAAGUUCCACGCUCGCUGGGGGGCUGAGUCUCUUGGAAGGCUGGUUGCUGUGAUACACCCAGGCUACUAUGAGCAGACCCGUGCCAACUUCCCAUACGAACGGCGUCCAGCCUCGUUGGCCUACAUCCCCAUGGAUGAGGGAGACUACUACUAUGGUGGGGCUAUGAUCGGAGGGUUCGUGGAGGAUGUGUACACACUUACAAAGGAAUGUCGGAACCGGUUUGAGGUGGAUGCUGGGAAUUCCAUCGAGGCUGCCUGGCAGGAGGAGAGCCACCUCAACAGGUACCUGCUCUAUAACAAGCCCAGCAAGGUGUUGUCUCCGGAGUACCUGUGGCAGGACUUCAAGGCCAAAACCAAAGAGGUCAAAGUCAUUCGCUUCUCAGGGGUCAUUAAAAACUAUGCUGAAGUUCGUCCCAAUGUAUAAAAAGAGGAAGUGGGGCCUCCCGGGUGGCGCAGUGGUCUAGGGCACUGCAUCGCAGUGCUAACUGCGCCACCAGAGUCUCUGGGUUCGCGCCCAGGCUCUGUUGCAGCCGGCCGCGACCGGGAGGUCCGUGGGGCGACGCACAAUUGGGCUAGCGUCGUCCGGGUUAGGGUGGGUUUGGCCGGUAGGGAUAUCCUUGUCACAUCGCGCUCCAGCGACUCCUAUGGCGGGCCGGGCGCAGUGCGCGCUAACCAAGGGGGACAGGUACACGGUGUUUCCUCCGACACAUUGGUGCGGCUGGCUUCCGGGUUGGAGGCGCGCUGUGUUAAAGAAGCAGUGCGGCUAGGUUGGGUUGUGCUUCGGAGGACGCAUGGCUUUCGACCUUCGUCUCUCCCGAGCCCGUACGGGAGUUGUAGCGAUGAGACAAGAUAGUAAUUACUAGCGAUUGGAUACCACGAAAAUUGGGGAGAAAAGGGGAUAAAAUUUAAUAAAAAAAAAAAAAAAAAAAAAAAGAGGAAGUGGAUAUUUGACCAGCAGAAAAAAACUGAAUUCAGUCUUAGCAGUAUAAAUUAAUUGUGGAUAUGGUUAUAUUUAGGUUUAGGAACGAGGGUUAGGUCAAGGUUAAGUUUGGGUAUAGUUUCGCUGAGUUACGUUUGUGGGUUGCGGUUCGGGAAAGGCAUAAUAAUAAAAAUUAUUUGGAGGAUACUUAAAGUUGUCCUGUUACACAUGUGGGUGUUUUUUAGAAUAAGGCUGUAAUGUAACAAAAUGGGGAAAGGUGAAGGAGUCUGAACACUUUCCGAAUGCACUGUAUUGACAUUUUUGUUGAAGAAGAAAGGAUGAGCUUUAUUAUAUCACAGUCGUGAAUGAGAAGUUGUUUGAAUGAUGCAUAUUACACACAUGUUGGACAUUGCAACAAAUGAGUCACACUUAUCAGAAUAGUUUCUCAUCUUUGAACUCCCCUGUAAUGACGAUUAUGAGGCGUAUGACUAACAAACAAAUGGUUUUGUUGUGGAGAGAUGCAGAAAUAGAGAAUAUUACAUAAAGUAGAUUCCAUCUUUACAUUUGUAAGUCAGACAAGGCACAGCAGUGGGCUAAAUUCAAUUUUUAAUGAAAAAAGGGCAAAAACUGCACAAAGGGCAAGGUGGAGCUGGCAGUCCUAUCCAGAAACAACCCCUACCCACUACACACAUAUAGAUCUGAAAUGCUUGGAUAGGUACAAGCAAUGUUCCCUCUAAGCUGAGCACAGCUCCCCUCGGUCUGCUGAGCAGAAGAAAUAUCAGCCUGCGGAGAGAAGCACUAAAUUGAACAUCACUCAACUUUAUACAGUUUUCCAUUUUAGUUACCACUAUCAACACUUCACUCUACUGUGGGAAUGAUCGACUCAAUGGAAUAUUAGCCACUUUAAAUGUAAUAUGCCGAAACGAAACCGACUAUGCAAGACUUAGUACGCAAAACUUUGGAGCAGGAUUCUAUUGCAUUGACAGGCAAGACUCAGGCCCAUACUCUACACAGACUGGUGCGCCAUAACCAAUCAGAGCUGCAGUUGGCCUGUAUGCAAAUUGCCAUUGCCAUAUAUGGAUCUGUGCCAUUCAAUUUAAUAAACUGGACUGUGUUUAUAUCAUGAGUGGUCUCGAGUAAAUGCUCUUGUUUUGAUAUCAAAGCGAGAGCUGCAUGUAGCCACCUGUGUACAUUUUUUCAUAUUCUUUGCUAGUUAUUGAGUUAUUAGCCCAGUUAUAGCUAAUGUCUAGUCAACCAUGGGGAAGUGGUUGCUUCCUACAAGAGCACAAAAUUUGUGUAUUUCUUGCCAUCUUUGAAAAGCCAGUCAGGUAAAGAGCUUUUUUUUAUGUUUUAAAUGGGCAGUGUUGUAUUUUGAGACAGUCUUGAAUAAGAUAAGUAGCAAAUAGGCAGAGGGUAGCAUAAUUUGUCUGUUUCUCUCAAAUAAUUGUAUGGAAAUAAUAAUGCAUUUUAUUUUGUAAAGUGGUUUAUUGCAUCAAACAACAUUUUAAGCCACCUUGUCUGAAGGACAAGUUGAUAAACAUUAAAGUCAAGCCCUGCAUGUUGUUUUCAAAAGUCUCAUGAAAUGUACGCCUACAUUGAACACCACACGUUUGCUACUACUGACAGAACAUCCAUUUCUAUGUUAAAAUGUUGUGGGUUGCACUCUGGUAGGCAUACAAUAUGAUCAAAAAGACACAGCAGCCUACUGUUAAAACUGUAACUUAGAGCGGCUACAGCCUCAGUGUUCACAGUAAACUCGCGCCAGAAGUUGCACAGAUUUUCCACAAUGUUCCAGUUUGCACUCAGCAGACCUUCAUUUGCUCAAUGCCAAAAAACAUUCGCGGGAAUAUUGGGUACAAGCAAUAUGACAAAAUGACUCCUAGCCUAUCAGAAGGCAAAGUGGAGCAAAGUCUAGAUAGCUUGCUAAUACCUACACACUUUAUUUCAGAUCUAUAUGAAGUGCCUUGGAAUUAGGAGAGGGUUGUGUCUGGACUGGACCAUUGCCUUUAUAAACAGUAGUAUCCACAACAGGGAGUCCUCAAGAGUAGGUGAAGGAAUGUCUCAGGUUUUCAGGGAACGGCAAAAUUUGGGUGAAAACAAAGAAACACAAAAGAGAAGUCCUUUUUAGAAGGCAGUAUGGAGGAUGGACUUCAUUGUGUAAAAACAUUCUGACAAUGUCAGGGCAAAAGGGUAAAUCAUUCAUUACAAUGAGCCCAUAGAAAAUUGGAUGGGGGAAGGGGCUUCAGAAUAGCCUGCAAUGUCACAUUGUAUUGGGUUACAUGUACUGCCCUGAAAGCAGACCAAACAGGAAACAUCUGCCAUUGUCACACCCUGAUCUGUUUCACCUGUCUUUAUGCUUGUCUCCACCCCCCACCAGGAGUCUCCCAUCUUCCUCCAUUAUCCCCUUUGUAUUUCCACCUGCGAUUUCUGUUUGUCUGUUGCCUGUUCCUUUUGUCUUACCAGCGUGCUUUCCUGGUUUCCAGUCUCUCUAGUUUCUGUUUUCUAGUCCUCCCAGUUCUGACCAUUCUGCCUGCCCUGAGCCUGCCUGCCGUCCUGUACCUGUCGGACUCUGAUCUGGUUACGAACCUCUGGCUGCCCUUUGCCUGCUCUCUGUGUUGUAAUAAAUGAUUUGAGAACAGAA